CUAGCUGCAGUCCUCCAAGUCGAGCAAGUGGUGAUCGCUGAGUUGGGGCCAUGGAACAUUGCAGAGGCAAGCUGUCAGCAUAUACUGACCCCAACUAUGAGUCUAGGAUCCAGGCGGCUCUCGCGGACAUCGCAAAUGGCACCUGCAAGAAUAUUACAGUAGCUGCAAGAGUACACAAGGUCGCGCGGCAGACUCUUAAAGACCGGAGCAAGGGUCUGCAUGUGUCUCACAGAGAUGUUGCCAAAUUGCCGCAGCUCCUCCAGCUGUCUGAAGAGGAAGCUACUAUCAAGGAUUGGCCAGCUCAUGAAUCCGGUGCCGCAUGCCCUGUGCACCCUCGUGAUUUACGUGCCCAGGCUAAAGAGAUCAGUGGAAAGCUUCCCGACAGUCCCGUAAUGACUUCAGGGAGCUCACUCGUCACACGCUCAAUUUCGACUGGGUUGCAAUUUGAAUUUGGAUCUGCAAGUACUCCCGCAGUCCUGUCAUACGAUGAAGUGAUGAAAAGUGACCGUGAAGACUUGUGGAAGAACAUUCAGCUCCUCUACAGUCGGAACAAAACAUUGUUUGAGAUGCAACUGAUGCAGAGUGCACAACUCGCUGCUGUAGAAGCUCACUGCACUCUCUUGACUAAUAAGACUCAGAAGAAGUGUCAGAAGUCGAAGAACCGUUUUUUCACAUACCCAGAGUUCAAAGCAGCCUCCGAGGCUGAAAAAAUAGAGCGUAUCAAGAAGGAGAAGGUUGACUCGGAGAAAGCUGCCCAGAAAAUAGCUGAAAACGAUGUUGGACUCUUUGCACAGCAUUGA
Molecule: messenger RNA, 800 nt
Organism: Suillus plorans
Lineage: Eukaryota; Fungi; Basidiomycota; Agaricomycetes; Boletales; Suillaceae
Exons: 3
Coding region: 51-800 (249 amino acids)
Source: RefSeq, a predicted model, not a curated record